AUGGUUUUUGCUGCGAAUGAUCAUACCGAAAGAAGUAACACAAAAGAAAGGCAGCAACCAAUUUUUCUGAAGACAGUUUUGGGCAAUUCCGAUAAAACUUCUGAUACCCUGAAUACAAGCAACUGCCGCGAAUCUCAAAUAUUGUGA
Funneliformis mosseae is the source of this 147-nucleotide messenger RNA. NCBI's taxonomy places the organism in Eukaryota, Fungi, Glomeromycota, Glomeromycetes, Glomerales, Glomeraceae. The record is from the annotation of a GenBank genome assembly.